CCCCUGACAAGUAGAUGUAUAUAAAGGGUUCUGUUUACAACAGGGUCAGGUAGUUAAGAGUCUUUGUUUUUGUCUUCGGAACAAGUCAAAAUGUCCUGACUGUGUCGCAGCCAAGUUAUUUUUUCACAACAGUUCGAUGGAAGAUAUGAUAAGUUAGUGGCGAGCGUUUUUAAGAUAAAGUUUUAUUUUUUUUUCUAAUAUCCUCCCCCCCCCUUUGUUUUUCCUUUACUUUUGACAGAAGACAGAGGCAGCAUCUGGAAACUUUUUUUCACGAUUACCCAAAAGUUCAAGGAGCAUUUCUGUUAAAGGUAGCAGCCAUGGUGUUGGUUCUGGGCAGGAGAAUAAACAGCAGCACCUCAGACACCAAAGAAUCACCAGUUGUCAAACGCAAGGUUUUGCCAGUUGAAUGCAAAGCAGGCGAUGACUUUGACUUCUGCUCUGGUGCGUCACAUUCGGAGGGAAUCCUUCAGGUGUUCAAUGAGUUCCGCGACUGCCGUCUUUUCACUGAUGUGGUCAUCAGCGUGCAGGGCCGCGAGUUUCCCUGCCACCGUGCUGUGCUCUGUGCCUGCUCUUCCUACUUCAAAGCCAUGUUCUGCAAUGAUCACCGUGAGAGCAGGGAGAUGCUGGUUGAAAUCAAYGGCAUUGAGGCUGAGGCGAUGGAGGCCUUCCUCAACUAUGUUUACACUGGGCGUGCCAAGAUCACCACAGAGAAUGUCCAGUUUCUCUUUGAGACCUCCAACCUCUUCCAGAUCACCACACUGCGGGAUGCUUGUGCAAAGUUCCUAGAGAACCAGCUUGACCCAUGCAACUGUGUUGGCAUUCAGCGCUUUGCGGAUGCUCACGCUCUCAAGCAGCUUGCUAGCCGCUGCAAAAGUUACGCCCUGGCAAACUUCUCAGAAGUGUCACACCAUGAAGAGUUCCUUGACCUACGGAUUGAAGAGCUGAAAGACUACAUUGGCAAAGAAGAUUUGUUCGUCAGUAAGGAGGAGAUAGUGUUUGAGGCAGUGAUGAAAUGGGUGUACCACAACGUGGACCAAAGGCGGCCCAUGCUAAAGAGUUUGCUGCAGCACGUUCGGUUGCCCCUGCUUCACCCGAAUUACUUCGUCCAGACGGUGGAGGGAGACGAGCUCAUCCAGAACGCUCCAGAGUGCUACAAGCUCCUCCAUGAGGCCAGGCGCUACCACGUGCUAGGAAACGAAAUGAUGUCACCCAGAACUCGUCCACGCAGGUCGACUGGCUACUCAGAGGUGAUUGUAGUGGUUGGGGGUUGUGAGCGAGUGGGGGGCUUCAACCUACCCUACAACGAUUGCUAUGAUCCAGUCACAGGGGAAUGGAAAUCCCUGUCAAAGCUGCCUGAGUUCACCAAGUCAGAGUAUGCUGUCUGCGCCUUGCGCAAUGACAUCUUGGUGUCUGGAGGACGCAUUAACAGCAGGGAUGUGUGGCUGUACAACUCCCAGCUCAACCUUUGGAUCAAAGUGGCUUCUCUCGUCAAAGGCCGCUGGAGACACAAGAUGGGUGUCCUGCUGGGCAAGGUCUACGCUGUGGGCGGCUAUGAYGGGCAGAGCCGCCUGAGCAGCGUGGAGUGCUACGACUCCUUCUCCAACCGCUGGACAGAAGUGGCUCCACUGAAAGAGGCAGUCAGUUCUCCAGCGGUGGCCAGCUGCAGCGGCAAGCUCUAUGUUAUUGGAGGAGGCCCGGACGACGAGACUUGUUCAGACAAGGUUCAGUGCUAUGAUCCAAAUACAAACACAUGGUUACUACGGGCCAACAUCCCCAUCGCUAAGCGUUGCAUCACAGCUGUGUCCCUCAACAACAUGAUCUAUGUCUGCGGUGGCCUUACCCAGAACCUUUAUUGCUACGACCCAGCACAAGACUACUGGAUACUUGUGUUGCAGACCUUAGCCAAGCAGGAAAGUUGUGGCAUGUCAGUGGCUAACGGGAAGGUCUAUAUCCUCGGUGGCCAAGGGGAAAACGGUGAAGCUUCAGAUGCAAUCAUAUGUUAUGACCCAGCGACAGGCCUCUUGACAGGAGAUCGUGGCAUGCCACGACCCAUCUGCUACCACGGAUGUGUAACCAUCCACCGCUAUUGUGACAAAACCAAGCCAUGACUCUAAACACAGAAACACAGACAAGCAACAUGUGAGGACACAUACUACUAUAGCCAAACUCUUUAUGUACUUCACAUAGACGUGUUACUUUUAAACAAGAGACAUCUGAAUUAGUUCAAAUUAAAGGAGCAGGGAGCUAAUUUAUUCUUUUCCAUCAUUUUGUCUUUUUUUGUCUUUUUUGUGUGCAAUCUGCACACAUUUUAGAUUAGGCAAUCUAAAAUGUACCCCACUGACCUGGUUCCUAAUAUUUCCAUACAGCAGAGCAUAGUCCAGCACUAAUUAGAAGUAUAAGUAUUUUUUAAAUAUAUAUUUUAACUGUAUUUUUAAUUUAUUUAUUGAUUUGUAAUUGAGCUGAAAUGUGGGCAACAGUCAGCCAGCUGUGGUGCCACAGUAUCAGUUCUUUUAUCUAUUUACYGCCCUAACCCGUUGAAAAGAGGCUGAACAAACACAUUAAUCAGUUGUCAGUGAUAGCUCUGCUCCGUUGUUUCAGUUUUUUCAUCACAAGUUCCCACUUCACAAGCUUGUUUCCCCUCAYCUGUUCCACAUUGUUUCAUCACCUCGUUUGUUUUCUACAUUACUAGUUGUGUUCUCCAUUGCAAUUAACUGAUUUCUCAUUGUUUUUUAUAUAUAUAUUUCUUUAAUUUAUAUGUAUUUUUUAAAUUUUUUUUGUAAAAGCAUGUUGUAUUAUUUACAUCAUUGGUGUGUCAGAUGAGUAUUACUGUCAGCUUUUUGGUGUUUGGGACACGUGGGUGGUUUUUGCUAGUUAGAAACCUUUGUAGAUCAAACUCAAGGAUCGCUCUGAAUAACUGAUGUGUGUGCAUGACAAGUAUGGAUGYGUGACUUUUAUGACUCAGCCUGGAAGCGUCGGAGCCCAGCAGGUUUGACAUCAAGUUGUAGCAUAAGCACRGCACAACUGCUAACUCUUAAUUGAGGCUGGCGCCUCUCACUUAAACAUUAACGUACAAAGAUGUAGCUCUGGGUAACCACGGGUGCGUUUGUCUGUAUGUGUGUUUGCUGGUCGGUGAAGGUGUGCAGCAAUGGURUACCUCACACAUGGGGUUAAGAGUUCAUGCUAAGGGUUUACGACUUUGUGGCUCACAAUCUGUAAAGUUUAUUUUUUUUUUUACAAGUUGGUAUUGAUAGACCAGAGAAUUGCUGUGAAUAUAACUUUAAAGAUUUCUUUUURUAUGGAAAACAUUUUUGUUGUUGUUUUUUGUGUCUUUCUUCUAUAACUAAGAUCCCCAGCUGUGCACUUUGACAAAACCUUUUUCAAUGUAGGCAGAUUUAGAAAUGGAAUCACCWUUUCUUUUACGUAAAGUGGACAAGACAGUAAAUCAUCUUUAAUGGCUUUGAGUUCUUCCAAAAGUGACAAACUGAACACAUUUGGAGAGUUUCUUGCCAUUUUUAGGACAACAGGAACAAUCUAUGCAUGUAUUACCACUUAGAAAUGCACAACUUACUCCGUGGAUAGUGAAUGUUGCGUAUAUUUUUAUCCCAGAAAAUCAACAAAGCCGUUGGGGGUUAUUUCCUUUUAUUCAUCACGCAUGCUAUGAGACGGCUUAAUUUGGUGUURGGCCUUGAAAUUAUGAACCUCUUGAUUCUCUUCUCCACGCAUAAUUUUUUUGUGUGUUUGUUUUCAUAAUAUACUAACUCAGAAGUGCCAGCUGGACGGGUUAAAGGAUGGGUUAAUGUAUGAAAAAGGCUUAAAAURGUGAGAAUGAGAAACAAGUGUGCCUUCUUCCGCUGAGAUUAAAAUAYCUUUAAAAUGAGACACAAACAUUGUCCUGAUACUCUGAUUUAUUGGUUUUGCAAUGAACUUUCAUUUAUUGCCUGCUUGUGAUGAGCCUAUAUACUGUUAUUUUGUUUAAUCUGAUUUCUUUCUUCUUUUUUUUUAUUCUUUUUGUGGUGAGAUGUGUAUUUGUGUGUUGUUCAGAUAAGGUCAUUCCACCAGGUUAAAUGGUAUAUUGCAAAUGCUGACUGGAAGAGUUGAGCAAAAACAUAUAUAUGUAUAGUUUACCCUUCUUUAUAAAUACAGAUAUCAACCAAAGUUAAUCUGAUUUUUGUCCCGGUUUAUAUGUGUUGAGAAAUAAUUGAUUGUGCCUGCAUGUAAGAUGGACGAUUGAACAUGUUAAAUGCUGUGCCAUAUGCCUUAAAACAAAUCAUGACAGGGCCAUUUAAUCUGGCCUUUUUCAUAUUGUUUAUUGUAUGUAUGAUGUAAGAAAGAGAACAUUUUGGAUAUUGGUAACCUGCAACAUGUUGCAGUGGUUGUAAGAGGAACAUCAAUAAACUCUGUAUAAAUGA
Messenger RNA from Poecilia reticulata (guppy), 4409 nucleotides. It is a transcript of the gene klhl24a, whose product is annotated as kelch-like family member 24a. Lineage: Eukaryota; Metazoa; Chordata; Actinopteri; Cyprinodontiformes; Poeciliidae. The record is from RefSeq and is a predicted model, not a curated record. Gene Ontology annotation, molecular function: protein binding.